Molecule: messenger RNA, 1884 nt
Organism: Populus trichocarpa (black cottonwood)
Lineage: Eukaryota; Viridiplantae; Streptophyta; Magnoliopsida; Malpighiales; Salicaceae
Product: FCS-Like Zinc finger 8
Exons: 3
Coding region: 594-1583 (329 amino acids)
Source: RefSeq, a predicted model, not a curated record
CUGUUGAAAUAAACUAUUGAAGGCACAUAAAAAAAAAAACAUAAAGAGAUACAAGAGAGGGAGCCAGGAGCCAGGAGAGAGGAGAGAAAGAAAGCGAAGUGAGAGGAGAACAAAAAUACAAAACCUUCUUUUGUCAUUGGUGGUGUCUGAGGCAUGCACGUCUGGUCUGUUGAUCAUAACUCUCGGGGGCCUCUUUGCAUGUCUGUUCUAUGAGCUCAGGGAUUCCUGCUGAUGAAUUGAGGUUUAAAGAGCGAGAAAUUCUGGGAAAAAGUGAUUCUCUUUCUUUCUUUCUUUCUUGUUGGCUCUUCGAAAUGGAAGUGAUCACAGAGCUAUAGUGGAAGCAGAGGGGUUCAUGGAUCCUAUUAUUGGCUCUUCUAUUUCUUGGUUUACUGAAUAUGACGGUUUUGACUGUACUAGCACCAGUCUUUUGCCUAUCUUUCCCUAGCAUAAACCUUCAAGGAAGCCACGUAUCCAAGAAUUUCUUUCAUAUUUCUGAGCUCGAAGCUGGUCUUGAUCUUAGCCCCUGGAAUCCAUGGAUACUACUGGGUAAAAUCACAAAUCCUUCCAGUGUGGGAAUAUAGUAUUUGAUUGAGAUGAUGAAAAAGAGAUCAAGAACUGCAACAAGCAAGCAAGCUCUAAUGUCACAGCAUAGCUCAAUCCCCUCUCCAACAGACAAGUUCAGAAAACCGACUUCAUUUCCGAAAUUGCUCACUGGCCUCACCUUCAAGAACUUCUCAGAAACAGCAGAGGCAAUUAUGAGCCCAACUUCAAUUCUUGAUAGCAAGCCCUUCUCAGGCCUCAAAAACCCCUUCUGGCAUGACGCAUGCCCCAGUCCUAAAACCCCGGAACCUGAUACCAGGCGCCACUGGGACAAACUAGACUCCAAAGGCAUUGGUCUUGGCAUUGUUGAUGCUCUUGACGAUGAAGAAACUGACUCCAAUUUGUCAAAACCAGAAAGCAGAAUGGUUCUGUUUGGGUCCCAAUUAAAGAUCCAAAUCCCUCCUUUGCCUCCACCAUUUCUUUCACCAACGGAUCAAUCUCCCAAACUUAACGGUGAUUUUGGUAUCAAAACGAGAAACUCUCAAUUCGGUUCUUUCUCAUCUGGGUUAUCCCCUUCUCCAGUGAAGAAAUCAUUAUUCGGAUCGGCUAAUUCGGGCAUGGACACUCCUAAUUCUCCCCGGGUCUUCACUGGGUGUCUUUCUGCUAGUGAAAUGGAGCUCUCUGAGGAUUAUACUUGUGUAAUCACUCACGGGCCUGUUCCCAAAACUACUCAUAUUUUUGACAAUUGCAUUGUUGAGAGCUGUUGUGGUGCUGUUGGCUUCUCUGCUUCUUCAAGGAAAGACAACAAUAGAUUUUUGGGUGACGGGUUAACUUAUCGAUCUGAUAGUUUCUUAAGCUUCUGCUCUUCUUGCAAGAAGAAUCUUGAGCAGGGAAAAGACAUCUACAUUUACAGAGGGGAAAGGGCAUUCUGCAGCAAUGAAUGCCGGUACCAGGUGAUGCUGUUAGAGGAGGGAAUAGAUGAAGUGGAUCCAGAUAGUGCUUGUGAACUUGUUCCUGAUGCCAGUUUUCAUAAUUUCGAGUAGUCUUCCUUGCCUGAAAGCUGGACCAACCUAAGAAAUAAACCAACCAGGCAACUACUCUCUCAUCAUAAGGGUAGCUUUGUAGGACUAUUACCAAAUUCUUGCUUCAAUUCAAGACAGGUGUAAUUGAUAAAAGCGUAAGCAAAGAUAGGAGGUAAUUCAAUGCAAUGCUUGAACCUGUUUUCAUGUUUUCUCCCUUGUUUUAUCACUUCGUUACUCUCUCCUUGUAGAAAAUAGACAGGGACCCAGAAGCCAAAAUAUGAUCUGUAAAUUUGAUUUUAUUGAAGUGAUGAUUUUGGUGCUU